AUGAAGAUGGCAAGUUCCUCAGGCUCCUGGUUCUCCAGAUGCUUCAUCACACUCAUCUUCCUCCAGUUGCCUUUGCAUGUGUCAGCCCCAUCUCCAGGGAGGUUCUCCUCAUCAGCAGUGGCUCUUGCUGUGAUCCUGCCUGUCCUGGGGAUUUUCAUCUUGGUGGGCAUUUACAUCAUCUGGAAGCAAAGAAGGUCAAAAGAGAGGCUUCUCUAUGAACACGCAAUGGAGGUAGAAAAUCUUCUCUCAGACCAUGCAAAAGAAAAAGGACGUCUCUAUAAAGCCCUCAAGAAACUCCGGCGUGAACUGAAGUUAAAGAGAGCUGCAGCAAACUCAGGCUGGAGAAGGGCCCGGCUACACUUUGUGACGGUGACCCUGGACCCAGACACAGCGCAUCCCAAACUCAUCCUGUCUGAGGACCGCAGGUGUGUGAAGCUUGGAGACACAAGGCAGCCUGUGCCCAACAACCCUCAGCGAUUUGACUUCGUCGUCAGUGUCCUGGGCUCUGAGUACUUCAUAGCUGGCUGUCACUACUGGGAGGUGUCUGUGGCAGACAAGACCAAAUGGGCCCUGGGGGUGUGUAGUGAGUCAGUGAGCAGGAAGGGGCAGGUCACCGCCUCGCCCGCCAAUGGACACUGGCUCCUGCGACAGAACUGCGGGAAUGAGUACGAGGCCCUCACAUCCCCGCAGACCUCCUUCCGCCUGAAAGAGCCCCCGCGGUGUGUGGGGAUUUUUCUGGACUAUGAAGCAGGAGUCAUUUCCUUCUACAACGUGACCGACCAGUCCCACAUCUUUACUUUCACCCACAGUUUCUCUGGCCCCCUUCGCCCUUUCUUUGAACCUUGCCUUCAUGAUGGAGGGAAAAACAUGGCACCUCUAAUCAUCUGUUCUGAACUCCAAAAAUCGGAAGAAUCAACUGUCCCCAAGCCAGAAGAAAAAGGCCUUGCUAAUGGAGAUGUGGCCCUGCAGGUGGACCCUUUUCUGCUCCCUGCUCAGGCACCAGAGCUCCUCCCACUCAGAGAUAUGAUCCUGUCCUGGCCCUCUGACAUUGGCCCAGCCCUUCAGGGGCUCAAGGUUCCUUCUUUUUAG
This is a messenger RNA of Eubalaena glacialis (North Atlantic right whale), 1089 nucleotides long. RefSeq names its product erythroblast membrane associated protein (Scianna blood group) (gene ERMAP). Bases 1 to 1089 code for a protein of 362 amino acids. The record is from RefSeq and is a predicted model, not a curated record. Gene Ontology annotation, molecular function: protein binding. The transcript has 9 exons. NCBI's taxonomy places the organism in Eukaryota, Metazoa, Chordata, Mammalia, Artiodactyla, Balaenidae.